This is a messenger RNA of Lactuca sativa (garden lettuce), 1588 nucleotides long. RefSeq names its product UDP-URONIC ACID TRANSPORTER 1. Lineage: Eukaryota; Viridiplantae; Streptophyta; Magnoliopsida; Asterales; Asteraceae. The record is from RefSeq and is a predicted model, not a curated record.
AACCUCCAUCCCACCUCACCUGCCCAAAUGCCACGAUAAUUUCACCGCACAAAUCAUCACGUUGAAUUCCAUGUAAUUUUAGAUACCCGAAAUCGAAUGUUUUUGCCACCAUUGUUUCAACCCCAAUGACUACCCACCUUCUUCCUCCUCCUUCAAAUCCUUGAUUUUUUUAAAGGGAAAAACCCAGAAAAAAUGUUACCUACGACCUCCUCAUCAUCAUCAAUCUCACAAUCAUCAUCAAACCAAUUUGUGUUCGUCUCAUUACUCAUAUUCCUCUGGUACUCAUCAAACAUCGGCGUUCUUCUCCUCAACAAGUUCUUGCUCUCCAGUUAUGGCUUCAGAUUCCCAAUUUUCCUCACAAUGUGUCAUAUGUCAGCUUCCGGCAUCCUCAGCUACAUCUCCAUUGUGUUCCUCAAAGUUGUGCCAUUUCAGAAGAUCAAAUCUAGGUCGCAGUUUUUAAGGAUUGCGACCCUGAGUGUUGUUUUUUGUGGGUCGGUUGUCGGAGGGAAUAUUUCUCUCAGAUUUCUUCCGGUUUCCUUCAAUCAAGCCAUCGGUGCAACGACGCCGUUUUUCACCGCCCUGUUUGCCUAUAUGAUGACCUUCAAAAGAGAAGCAUGGAUUACUUAUGGUGCUCUUGUUCCUGUUGUUACUGGCGUUGUGAUUGCAAGCGGGGGUGAACCAAGUUUUCAGCUGUAUGGAUUUAUCAUGUGCAUAAGUGCAACUGCUGCUAGGGCCUUCAAGUCUGUUCUUCAGGGUAUCCUACUUUCUUCAGAGGGGGAGAAGUUAAAUUCAAUGAACCUUUUGCUUUAUAUGUCCCCAAUGGCUGUUGUGUUUUUAUUGCCAACAGCACUUUUAAUGGAACCAGAUGUGUUAGAUGCCACCAUUGCUCUCGGGUUAAAGCAUAGAUUCAUGUGGUUACUGCUUUCUGUGAAUUCAACCAUGGCUUAUGCUGCUAACUUGACCAAUUUCUUGGUCACCAAGCACACAAGUGCACUAACUCUUCAGGUAUUAGGGAAUGCUAAAGGUGCUGUAGCGGUUGUUAUCUCAAUACUCAUUUUCCGUAAUCCGGUUACCCCUUUAGGUAUAGCUGGCUACUCCUUGACUGUUAUGGGUGUGAUUGCUUAUGGAGAAGCCAAAAGGAGAUACAAAUGAAAACGAUGUUUGCAAUUUAGUCAGUAUAGUAGAGCUUAUGAGAAAAUUUGAUCUAGCUCCAUUUAUUAUUGGGAAGAGUUAGAUACCAAUUAUAGUGUCCCCAUUCUUAUAUAUAAUUGCGUUAGAUGCCAAUCGUGGUCUUCAUUUUGUGGGGGAGUGAAUACUAAAUAGUGAAGUUGAUAUGUGUUGUAUAAUUGUUACCGUUUAGAGAUGAUUAUGCUUAGGAUUUUGCAUGACUUAGAUGAUACGAAAUUCGAAAUUCCAAAUGGUACAUACGGGUGCAUCAAAAUUGUUGAGUUAUGGAAGCUUUGAGCUAUUGUUAGGGUUGUUUGUCUAACCACCGAAAAAAAAAAAAAAAACAGUUGAGAAGUACCCUUGUAAUUAUAAAUGCUUCAUAAACCUGAAGUUGGGUUUGUUUAUGUUCUUUUUGGCAAUU